Ailuropoda melanoleuca (giant panda) is the source of this 4803-nucleotide messenger RNA. RefSeq names its product aldehyde dehydrogenase 5 family member A1 (gene ALDH5A1). The annotation marks the transcript as partial. The record is from RefSeq and is a predicted model, not a curated record. Gene Ontology annotation, cellular component: mitochondrion. Gene Ontology annotation, biological process: GABA catabolic process. Gene Ontology annotation, molecular function: succinate-semialdehyde dehydrogenase (NAD+) activity. NCBI's taxonomy places the organism in Eukaryota, Metazoa, Chordata, Mammalia, Carnivora, Ursidae. The transcript has 10 exons.
GGCGACCUGUCUGCGGCUGCGGAGCUGCCGGGCCCCGCGCCUGNGGGGGGCCUGGCGGGCCUGUCCGCGGCGCUGCUGCGCACCGACGGCUUCGUGGGCGGCCGCUGGCUCCCGGCCGCCGCCGUCUUCCCCGUGCACGACCCGGCCAGCGGCGCCGAGCUGGGCUUGGUGGCCGACUGCGGGGUGCCCGAGACCCGCGCCGCGGUGCGCGCCGCCUACGAGGCCUUCUGCAGCUGGAAGGGCGUCUCGGCCAAGGAGAGGAGUUCAUUACUUCGGAAAUGGUACGACUUAAUGAUACAAAAUAAGGAUGACCUUGCCAAGAUAAUUACAGCGGAAAGUGGGAAGCCACUGAAGGAGGCGCAGGGGGAAGUUGUCUAUUCCGCCCUUUUCCUGGAGUGGUUUUCAGAGGAAGCCCGCCGCAUCUACGGAGACGUCAUCUACACCCCCGCACGAGACCGGCGGGCGCUGGUCCUCAAGCAGCCCCUCGGGGUGGCGGCAGUCAUCACCCCGUGGAAUUUCCCCAGUGCCAUGAUCACCCGGAAGGUGGGGGCCGCCCUGGCAGCUGGCUGCACCGUGGUGGUGAAACCCGCCGAACACACACCCUUCUCUGCCCUGGCCCUGGCUGAGCUCGCAAACCAGGCUGGAAUUCCCCCAGGCGUGUACAAUGUUGUUCCCUGCUCCAGAAAGAAGGCGACGGAAGUAGGGGAAACGCUUUGUACGGAUCCGCUAGUGUCCAAACUAUCCUUUACUGGCUCAACAGCGACCGGGAAGAUACUGCUGCAUCACGCAGCAGGCUCGGUGAAAAGGGUCUCCAUGGAGCUGGGCGGCCACGCCCCCUUCAUCGUCUUUGACAGCGCCAACGUGGACCAGGCUGUAGCAGGGGCCAUGGCGUCCAAAUUUAGGAACUCUGGACAGACUUGUGUUUGCUCGAACCGUUUCUUGGUGCAAAGGGGUAUCCAUGAUUCCUUCGUGAAGAAAUUUGCUGAGGCAAUUAAAACAAACCUGCGUGUGGGUAAUGGAUUUGAGGAGAGAACUACUCAAGGCCCAUUAAUUGAUGAAAAGGCAGUAGAAAAGGUAGAGAAACACGUGAGUGACGCGAUUUCCAAAGGGGCCACCGUCGUGACCGGUGGGAAGCGACAUCAACUUGGAAGAAAUUUCUUCGAGCCCACCCUGCUCAGCAAUGUCACCAGGGACAUGCUCUGCUCUCACGAAGAGACGUUUGGGCCUCUCGCGCCAGUUAUCAAGUUCGACACAGAGGAGGAGGCCGUGGCGAUCGCGAACGCGGCCGACGUGGGGCUGGCAGGUUAUUUCUACUCUCAAGACCCGGCCCAGAUCUGGAGGGUAGCAGAGCGGCUGGAGGUCGGCAUGGUCGGCGUCAACGAAGGACUGAUCUCCUCUGUGGAGUGCCCUUUCGGUGGCGUGAAGCAGUCUGGCCUCGGGCGAGAGGGCUCCAAGUAUGGCAUUGAUGAGUAUCUGGAACUCAAAUACGUGUGUUUUGGAGGCUUGUAGGGUUCGUUAGUUCUUUAGAAAAUAAAAAAGGAAGCUUACCUGCAUUCAUGGGGACAUGCCAUCCAUUAUUUUAAGUGAGCGUAUAGGUUACUGGAAUUAGGAAUUUUUAGAAACUCAUCCCGUGUUCACAAUCUCUAGCAGAAGUGAAUCCCACCCCUCCCCUCACCUGACUAGGGACCAGUAGAUGCCACGUGCCUGUGGCUGCAGACUCCCCGGGAACCAGCACUGUGUUCACGGAGCAGAGCCCCGGGACCCCAGCACGGCCCCAUGUGCCUCAGAGCACGCCGCCACGUGAGGCCACAGGGGUCCUGUCACAAAGGCUCCGUCACUGCCUGGGCGGCACAGCCAUCUGUCCUGCGGCUCCAAGCUCCGACCAGAGGCCUGCAGGGAGCGGCCCUGAGCACGACGGGCAGGCUGGCCGGGGCGGGUGCGCCACCCCGGCGAUCUGCCCGCUCGCGGACACAGACCCUGCUGUGUGUUCAGCGGUGUUGCCACGCAGGCUGAAGUCGUCUGUUCUUAAGACCUCUGAAACAGCCCAGAAUUGCCUGUGUUUCUGUGAGGAGUGAAGGGGCACUUUUGCCUUUUUCUGGACCUUUUUAGGUUUAUUUAUUUUUUAGUAGUCUACACCCAACAUGGGGCUCAAACUCAGGACCCUGAGAUCAAGAGUUGCGUGCUCCACCGACUGAGCCAGCCAGGCAGCCCUGGACCAUUUUUUUAAGUUGAAGGCUUCAUCAUCCUAAAUUUACUCCUUAAAGAUGAUGUUUUCAUUUCUGUCCUGUGUUCCAUUUCACUUUGUUUCCUUGAGGAAAUGAGCGUACGCAUGAAGCACAGCCCCUCCCCUUGUGAGCUGACGGAAGGGAAGGCGCGCACAGGAAGGCACGGCUCGGCGGCUCCUUCCCCCCCAGUAGCUUUGUUCCCAUAGACAUGCCAUUCAGCAACCCCGUUCCUCCCGUAGACUGGAGAUUCCGUGUAUGCUUGCUAGCUUGAUGGGCUGUUAUGAGCCUGGCAGAAAGUGAAAUAUUUGCCCCAAAAAAGAAAGAAAAUUUGGUGUAAGUACAGGAGCCGUUAAUAUUAGUAACAGCCCAGCCCCCCUUGGGCAUCCAGCUGUGGCUUUGCCAAGAUGAGGAAGGCUGGUGCGCACCUGCUUUCGUACCUGAGACGAAGCGGCUGUCACCGCAGCCCGCUCUUCCCGUCCUCACGGGGCGCUGCUCCUUCACCUCUGGAAGAACUAACGUCUCACCACAGUGACCCCGAGAGAAAAGCAAAUUUCCAUAACUGCCAAUCCACCUAAUGGAAGAGGCACAAGGCCUUGAAUGUCAGGCACCCUUUACCCAAUAAGAGUUUUUACAGUUCAUUAUUUAAAACAAAAAGGACCAGUGUUUCCUAUCACUUUGAAAGAGGAACCCCGAUUCAGAAAAUUCUAGGCUUUUCUGGACAGGUCUUCCAUCCAUACUCAGACCCUGAGGGGAAGGAAUUGAGGCUGUUCGUGGCUGAGCAGAAAUGAAGCUCUUUCCUUUCCUACUCUGUGUGUGGAAUCCACGGACAUUCCAUGCUUGUCCGGGUGGUGGAAGGAGAACCUGAGGGCAGGCGUGCUAGAGAGGCCGUUCUUACCACCCCCUGGUACUUAGCAUCCUUCCCUGCACCCCCGGGGGAGCCAGGGUUAAGUCACUGACAGUCUGGAAUGCCCCUGGGCACAGAGGAAGUCGCCUCUGGUCCUCGAGCUACUUCUGUGAGCCUGCAUCGUACCAGCUGUAGCCCGAUACCCACAGAAGAAACGAGCUGACGUCCACCUCCUGGUAGCAUGUCUCACCCACACCCCGUCAGGAAUCACAUAUGCAGCAUAUCGACAGUUUGUUUCUUUCUGUUUUUAUAGUUUUAGGUGGUUUUCUAUAACUUUCUAAUUACUUAAGAUUUGGAUGUGUCCACCUGUUUUAACAAUAAAGACGCUGUAACAUUGGUAAGUCUGGAACGCUGAUGCUGGGGGUGUUAGGAGAAUACAUUCACAUACGUGGGUAACUUUGUAAGCCAUGGAUUCCUUGGCUGGGUGGCAGAUUUGAGUUUUCUUGUACAUUUGGCUCACCGGGUACAUAAACUAAGGUCCAGAGACUCAUUGCAAUGUCUUUGAUUAAUUUUGUAUUUAAAAUGACUUGAGAAGGAAAAAGGUUACUGUUUAGUAAAACUGUUCUGGGUUGUGGAAAGAAAGAAAUGUGUCUCUAAUUGAACAUUUUGGGGGGUUAUUUUUCAGUAAGGUAACCCUGUGUGAUGAAGGUAGCCAGGGGUUGGCAAACGACAGCUCACAAGCCAAAUCUGGCCUGCCCCCCGUUUCUGUAUAACCCAGAGCUAAGCAUGGUUUUGUAUUUCCAAAUGAUGGGGGGGAAAUCAAAGGGAUAAUAUUUCAUAACACAAAAUUACAGGAAAUCCAGAUUUCAGAUUCCAUCAAUGAAACUGUAUUGAAAUACAACCAUGCCCAUUCAUUUAACAUUGGACCCAUGGCUACUUUCUUGGCAGAGUUGAGUACCGGCAACACAGACCGACAGUAUGGCCUGCAAAGCGUACGAUAUUGACUCUGACUGCUUACAGAAAGUUUGCCAACGCCUGGUCUAGAGAUACUGAUGCUGAGGGAGAUACUGAUCUUCCUGCAUUUAUCAGGCAUUAUUUUAUUUCAUUGAACACCUGUGUGAAAAGUAGGGGCCUUGCUCCAACAAGUUCUCACCAUGAACUUGCCAGCAAUGAUCAUAUAACUCAGAUGAAAUUACCUGGAUAACAGGAGUGUGUUGGCCUAGAAAAAAAUUCUCAAUUUACUUUCCCCAGCUAGGCAGGGAUUCGCAUUGAAACAGCUUAUCUGCAUCUGUUGUAUUUAUCCCUUUGGCUUUCAAACACGAUUUUAUGUCAAGUGUUGUUUUCUUUUCUCCUUUAUGCUUAUGAAAGACUCCAUGAAAAUAAACAUCAGAAGCACAAUGCAAAUAAAUCUGAUUUUACUGUUAUACUCUUAACUUUAGAUUGUGCCACAUGCCUGCCUUCCCAGAAGGCUGGAACCCAGGGUUUUAAUUAUUCAUGUGCAGCUAUGUUAGACAGCAUUUUACUUGAAUAAUAUUACGUGUGAUUUUUUUGUGUGUGCUAUAUUUUGUAGGGUAAAACUUGGGAAUAAGUGUGGUGCAAAGUGUGGAAACAUUUUGCUUUUUAAACGUGCACAUAACUCAUUUGUCCAGCUUUGAUAAUUGUGUACGGGUAUCAGUGUCUUGUCAGCAGAGUUGUGUGUGUGUGUUGUAAUUAAUAAAUGUUGCAUUAACAGAA